This is a messenger RNA of Aspergillus vadensis CBS 113365, 1584 nucleotides long. RefSeq lists its product as uncharacterized. Gene Ontology annotation, biological process: regulation of conidium formation; sexual sporulation resulting in formation of a cellular spore; conidium formation. The transcript has a single exon. The record is from RefSeq and is a predicted model, not a curated record. The coding region runs from base 1 to 1551 and encodes 516 amino acids. Lineage: Eukaryota; Fungi; Ascomycota; Eurotiomycetes; Eurotiales; Aspergillaceae.
AUGGACUCAGGGCAUGUACCCACUCUAGUACCACCACCUCCUCCUCCUCCUCCGGCGAUUCAGCUACUCGAUCAAUCAGAAAAGGGGCCAACGAACAUCAGCCUUCCCAUCGAUGUCUCUGUGCUCCCGGUGGGAAAAGCAGGGACACCCUCGCGUCAGAGCAUUGACACCCGUCUCUUUCUCUGGCCCAGUACCUACCGAUACAUCUUUUCCCUUGUCUUCCUCGCAAAUGUGGCUGCGUUGAUCUACUUCAUUCUCAAAGAUUGGUCUGCGAUACGGUUCGUGGAUGCUGCUGCUGCGAACUUCUUAGCAAGCGCCUUGGCUCGUCAGGCGAUCGUGGUAAAUGGGAUGUUUCAGAUAAUGUGCUCCUUAUCACUCCGGCUACCCCUACGUCUUCGUCGUGUGGCAGCCAACAUUUACCAUUACGGCGGCGUGCAUAGCGGUUGCGGCGUGGCUGCGCUGAUCUGGUAUGUCGGGGUAGUUGUCAUGCUGACCCAGCUGGCCAUCAGGGUCCCGGGGGAUUCCCAUGAUCUCUCCAAUCACACUCUGAUUACGUUGAUCCUUGCCUAUCUCGUCCUCUUUCUGCUAGCUGUUAUCAUCGCAGUGGCCUAUCCCACGGUCCGACUCCGCUAUCAUAAUUCCUUCGAGUUCGCCCAUCGCUUCCUCACCUGGCUAGUCGUCGCGCUGUUCCUGAGUCUUCUGGUGCUCGUGGUGGGAGACUCCUCUCUCACUCCUAGUACUGCUAGUAUUUCUGUAUCCCCCGCGACCAGCCUCGUCCGUCUACCCGCCUUCUGGUGCGUCCUGAUCACCGUCAUCGCCAUCAUUCAGCCCUGGACACGCCUGCGACGCAUCCGCGUACAGGCAGAGCGGCUCUCCACUCAUGUCAUCCGUCUCCACCUAUCUGGAGCUGACUCACGGUUCGGGAAAACUAUCUCACUCGCUACUCACCCACUGCAGGACUGGCAUAGCUUCGCCACGUUCCCGGAUGAGCCACGCUGCAUAGAUAUUGACGAUGAGGAGGCGGCAACCGCAAAGACAAGAGCAGCCCAGGGCUACUACUGUUCGGUCCUGGUAUCCAGGGCAGGAGACUGGACGGGAGCGCGAAUCAACGACCCCCCGACAGAAUUAUGGACCCGGGGUGAACAGCCGUAUGGGUUCACCCGAGUGAUGCGACUCUUCAGACGCGUGGUGAUCGUGGCAACAGGCUCUGGGAUCGGCCCCUGUCUCGCAUUUCUAGCGGAAGGAGGAGAAGAAGCGUAUCGUCGCCCUGCCAUUCGUCUGGUGUGGCAGACUAGGUCGCCGCAGCAAACGUACGGAUCGCGGGUGUUGGACUUAGUGCAUCGGUUGGACCCGGAGGCCAUGAUACUAGACACUUCCAAACAAGGUCGACGUGUGGACCUGCUCCCGUGGGUCGUUGACCAUUGCUUGGCCUAUCGCGGCUUCGAGGCUGAAAUGGUCUGUGUCAUUAGCAAUCGGAGCUUGACCCAUACCCUGGUUUCUCAGCUUCGGGGGCGAGGGAUUCCUGCAAUGGGGCCGCUAUUUGAUUCAUGAGACUAUAUACUAGAUAUGUAGAUACGUAGAUAG